AAUAGUUAAAUAUUGGUUGAACUGGGGCCAGUAUAAACAUAGCCAUUUGGCCAAGGAACAGGCUGGGCUCCCUGACUCCGUGCUUUUACAGUUUCCUAACAAAGCACAAGCUGUAAUGAUUUCCAGCACUCAUUGUGAUUCUUAUUGUGUAAAUGGUGGUGAGCGUUUCGGGGGGUGGUAGGAGUACAAAAGGUGACGGCUGAAUAUUCCAGGGAGACACUGGUUGGAGACAGCAGCGUCUGUAAGGUAAACAGGAUCUCCUCCUGAAGGUCGAGGGAGGUGCUUCUCAAGGCCCCCACAGACAAUACUCUGGGUAUUAUUAACGGAAAUGGCUAAGAAUAGAGAGGAGGGGAGCACGGUGGCUCCUCUGGCGAUCGUGUUGUUUGGGUUAAAGAGGCCAAAACGGAACAUCAUCUUUAGAAGAGUGACUUGCAUGUUGGGUGUGUCACACUUGGACAAAGCUUGAGAUUGAUUUGGAACUCUAUGUGGUGCAGAAAGUCAGUAGUAGUUGUGGAUCACUGCUUAUAUAUGGAGUUACUGCACUUUACAGUUUGGAUCUAUAAGCCAUGAUCCCCAUCACUGAACUCCGGUACUUUGUAGACACACAGCCGGCAUACCGCAUCCUGAAGCCAUGGUGGGACGUGUUUACCGACUACAUCUCCAUUGUUAUGCUUAUGAUUUCUGUGUUUGGAGGGACACUGCAGAUCACCCAGGACAAGAUGAUCUGCCUGCCCUGCAAAUGGGUGGUGAAUGAGACCUGCAAGAGGAACUUUAAUUCCACUCUGUCCACAUCAUUGUACCUGGAGCCCAAAGGGAUCCAGUACGACCUGGACCGCCACCAGUACAACUACGUGGAUGCUGUGUGCUAUGAGAAUAAGUUGCACUGGUUUGCUAAGUAUUUCCCUUACCUAGUAUUACUUCACACCCUUAUUUUCUUAGCAUGCAGCAACUUCUGGUUUAAGUUCCCACGGACUAGUUCCAAACUAGAGCACUUUGUAUCCAUUUUGCUGAAAUGCUUCGACUCCCCAUGGACAACUAGGGCGCUGUCAGAGACAGUGGUGGAAGAGAGUGACCCAAAACCAAUGAAAAUGAAUGGCUCAAUGGACCACAAGGGGUCUGUCAUCAGUGAAGAUGUUGAAGCAAGUGUUCCUAUGCUCCAAAGGACAAAGACACGCUUUGAGCAGGGCAUCGUAGAUCGGACAGAAACAGGGGUUUUGGACAAGAAAGAAGGUGAACAGGCAAAAGCCCUGUUUGAAAAAGUGAAGAAGUUUCGUAUACAUGUUGAAGAAGGAGACAUCGUGUACAGACUCUACAUCCGUCAGACUAUCAUCAAAGUCAUCAAGUUUAUCUUGAUAAUCUGUUACACGGGGUAUUACGUGCAUGAUAUUAAAUUCAGCGUUGACUGCUCGGUAAAUAUAGAGAGUCUAACAGGUUAUAGCGUGUACCAUUGUGCUCACCCACUGGCGACGCUGUUUAAAAUCUUGGCCUGUUUCUACAUCAGCUUGGUGGUGGUGUAUGGCUUGAUCUGCAUGUACACACUGUGCUGGAUGCUUCGACGCUCUCUGAAGAAAUAUUCUUUCGAGUCGAUACGGGAAGAGAGCAGCUACAGUGACAUACCUGAUGUGAAGAAUGACUUUGCCUUCAUGUUGCACAUGAUAGACCAGUAUGACCCUUUGUAUUCUAAACGCUUUGCUGUGUUUCUCUCGGAAGUAAGUGAGAACAAACUGAGGCAGCUCAACCUCAACAAUGAGUGGACACUUGACAAGCUCAGACAGAGGAUAACAAAAAACUCUCAGGAGAAGUUAGAAUUGCACCUUUUCAUGCUCAGCGGUAUUCCAGACACAGUGUUUGACCUGAUGGAGCUUGAGGUUCUUAAACUGGAGCUUAUCCCAGAUGUCACCAUUCCCCCGAUCAUCGCCCAGCUGGUCAACCUGCGAGAGAUGUGGCUUUAUCACACCCCAGCCAAAAUUGAAGCCCCAGCGCUGGCCUUCCUGCGUGAGAACUUAAAGUCUCUGCACAUUAAGUUCACUGACAUCAAAGAGAUUCCUUUGUGGAUCUACAGUUUAAAGAAUCUCAGUGAGCUUCAUCUAACAGGGAAUCUCAGUGCUGAGAACAACCGCUACAUUGUCAUCGAUGGUCUCCGGGAGCUCAAGAGGCUCAAAGUCCUCCGUCUGAAAAGCAAUCUCACCAAGCUACCUCAGGUGGUGACUGAUGUGGGCAUGCAUCUCCAGAAGCUUUCCAUCAAUAAUGAAGGCACCAAGCUGAUGGUGCUGAACAGCCUGAAGAAGAUGGUGAACCUGACUGAGCUGGAGCUCAUUCGCUGCGAUCUAGAACGUAUACCACACUCCAUCUUCAGUUUGCACAACUUGCAGGAGAUCGAUCUGAAGGACAACAACCUGAAAACCAUUGAGGAGAUCAUCAGCUUCCAGCACCUUCAUCGGCUGGUCUGCCUUAAACUCUGGUAUAACCAGAUUGCCUACAUACCCAUCCAGAUUGGUACGCUGACUAACCUGGAGAAGCUGUACCUGAACAGGAACAAGAUCGAAAAGAUACCCAGCCAGUUGUUUUUUUGCCGCAAAAUGCGCUUUCUGGACCUUAGCCAUAACAACCUGACCCAUAUCCCAACAGACAUAGGCUUCCUACAGAACCUUCAGUACCUGGCAGUGACGGCCAACAGGAUUGAGAGUCUUCCUAAUGAGCUGUUCCAGUGCAGAAAGCUCUGCACUUUGAAUUUGGGGAACAAUUGCCUGCAGUCUCUGCCAUCGCGGUUCGGAGAGCUGACCGGGUUGACACAACUAGAGCUGAGAGGCAACCGUUUGGAAUGUCUGCCCGUGGAGCUGGGCGAAUGCCGACAGCUGAAGAGGACCGGUCUCGUGGUGGAGGAGGACCUCUUUAACACCCUGCCCACGGAGGUCAAGGAACAGCUAUGGAAGCUUGACAAAGAACAAGCUUAAUCAGAAAAUAAGUAGCAACAGUAGGAAAGCCAAUUUGAACUGAGGGGCUCGCUGAAGCAACCGCUAAACCUGCUGCAGUCCAUCAGUAAGGUUGGGUAUCGCAUCUUCCCAAACAUCUCCUCAAGCAUAAAGAAACGAAUAUGACAGAAACAAAAGAUCAACAAUUGUGCCUCGUUCACAAUCACUGAAAACAGGAGUUUUACUAAAUUUACUAAAUAAAUAAAUACUGUGAUGAAUAAUGUACCCAAACAUCAACUUCAUACAGCACUUACAGCAUUUAGAGUAUGGAGGAAGCAGGGUUCCAAGCCUUACUGCCAGUGAGUGGUAAAACUGCUUGCUGCUUGAGCGUCACUCAAAAGCUUCGUGUGAAAUUACAACCAUCUUCGACAUAAAAAUAUUUAUUACUUAGUAUUUAUCUGUAGUCUGGGUGAAGCAGUUUCUUCAUUUAUUUUUUGUGUGUUUGUGAAGCAACAAUUCACAAACGUCCAAACAUAGAAAGAAAGUUAUUAAAGUUUGAAAGUUAUUAAAAACAAGCCACAUUUCACUUGAUAAAAAGUUAGAGAAUCGCAUUAAUUGAUUUGUUGGUGGUCAGAGGUUCAGGAUUCUUUUUUCUAACAGCUAUUUCAUUUCAGAUUAGUUGCCUUAACAUUUGUUAUUGUUAUUUUUUGUUGUAACACUUAUAAAGUUUGAGACAAAAGAACAAGCAUUUAAACCAAUUUUCAUGCAGAUAACUGUUUUAAAGCUGAACUAGAAAACGCACAGCUUUACUAAUUACGUCCAAGUGGCACCUCAUUAGCUUGGCCAGACAAAGGAUUCGAUGUUUGAGUCAUAAAAUGAAACCUUUUGAAUCGUGCCUCACCCACCCUGUAACAUCAUCCAGAGCAGGGGUGUCAAACUGCGGCCCUCGAGUGCCCGUGUCCCUGCUGGUUUUCCAGCUCUCUCUGCUGAUCACCUUGAACAUGUGUGGCAGUUGUCUCAUCCAGCUGCUGAUUGACUGAACACACCUGAUCAAGGUAAUCAGCAGGCUCUGGGGGAGGGAGAUCUGGAAAACCAGCAAGGGACUGGUUUGAGUUUGACACCCCUGAUCUAGAGUUACAUUACCAUUAUUACAUUGGAUCUUCUGCAGUGAAGCAUUGCUACUACUAUAAAAGAUCAAGACAUUUACUUUACUGGUAUUAUUGGUUAUAUAUAUAUGAAAAUUGUUACUUUCCGUUGUUAAAGGCCAACUAAUUGCUGUAAUUUAUUUCUCAGGUAUCAGUGUUUGCUCAUUGUAGAGAUACAAUGGAAAUAAAUAGGUAUUUGAAGUAACAGACAGCUCUCACGCAGCACAACGCACAUCAGGGAUUUUUAUGUCUACCCUGAGAAAACGCUCAUAACACAUCUGCAAAAAACAAAAACAAAACGUUUGUAGCAAUAUGCGUCAUAGCAACUAGCUUAAAAAGUGUAGUGUAAUUUUAGCAUUGUACAUUCAUUUCAAUAAUAUGUCAAACUAUGCUACGGUAUAUUGUGCAAUAUUGCCUUUAUUUAAACAAUGUAGACGUUGGUAGUGAUGUAAUCUUCUGAUGUGCAUGGGCAUUUGUUUGACACUAUUUUUAUUUUACUUAAACUACAGUUUUGAGGCAUUCGACUGUAGAUUAAAGAUCUAGAACAUGGACAAUAUUUUUUCACUACAACAUUUCUACAACACGUUUAAGAAAAUGGAAUUGUUACAACACUCUGUAUUACACACUGUAUACAAAUACACUGUAUACAAAUACAACACAGUAUAUUUUUUUUAUUUGUCAGACUGUGACAGGUCAACUAAGUGACUACCAGCCAGGUUAUUACAGUACUAUAAAAUCAAUAUCUUUAGAACUACUGUACUUUUAUACAUUUCACAUCCACAGCACCUCCGUGACAUGCUAUUAUUAAGACAAUCAACAUCCAAUUACAUCCAAUACCAGAUGAUAAAAUGUGAAGUGAUGCUGAGCACUGCAAUAACUUGCCACGUUUAACACGUUUUGUGCAGGUUGUUGGUAAAAUGGCAUCACUAAGCAGAUUUUGUGUCAUAGUCAGUGUCCUUGUUUUGUCUAUAUUCCCUUUUUUAUUUUAACUGCUGUCAGUAUUAUUACAUAACUACAUUUCUCAGGAAACCAGACAGUACGGCCAUGUUUUAAGUUGUUUGCCUGUUUUUUUAUUACAACUGUUCUCUAUUUUAUUAAUUUAAACCGUUAAGAUACUAUUUUAUAAGCAUUUUCUUUUUUCUAGUUUAUUAGUGCUGAUUUAGAUUGAAACCUGUUUUUGUUUUGUAAAAAAAACUCCUGCUACUUCUUUUGUCAGUGACUAUUAAUCUGUAUCACGUCAGAGUUGUUUUCUUCAUUGUGAUUGGAACAAAUGAAGUGUGAUCUCUUUUCAGGAUGAGACUGGUACAAAGUAAUUUUAGAUCUUACCAACUCAAUUCCAGUUACAACUGAUUUGUUUGCUAUGUAUUUUUCAUUAAAAAAAUGUUCUCUUCAGCACUAAUGUGACGAAUGAUGCGCCAGUGAAGGAAUAUCAGUUUAAACGUGUGGCUCAUUUUCUCUUUUACACCAUCCAUCUAUGUAAAAUAAAAUAAACCUUGUUAACAAAA
Molecule: messenger RNA, 5562 nt
Organism: Betta splendens (Siamese fighting fish)
Lineage: Eukaryota; Metazoa; Chordata; Actinopteri; Anabantiformes; Osphronemidae
Gene: lrrc8ab
Product: leucine rich repeat containing 8 VRAC subunit Ab
Exons: 3
Coding region: 567-2954 (795 amino acids)
Molecular function (GO): protein binding
Source: RefSeq, a predicted model, not a curated record